Messenger RNA from Aedes albopictus (Asian tiger mosquito), 1410 nucleotides. RefSeq names its product signal peptidase complex catalytic subunit SEC11A (gene twr). Gene Ontology annotation, molecular function: serine-type endopeptidase activity. Lineage: Eukaryota; Metazoa; Arthropoda; Insecta; Diptera; Culicidae. Gene Ontology annotation, cellular component: signal peptidase complex; membrane. The transcript is spliced from 3 exons. The record is from RefSeq and is a predicted model, not a curated record. The coding region runs from base 109 to 663 and encodes 184 amino acids.
CGUUGCUUGCUUGCCGAUCGAAAAGUUUACUCGACUUUCGUUUGCGGAAAGGGACACGCCAUCGUUUUUGCUUGGAAAGUGAAUUUUACCUCAGAAAAUCGCACAAAAAUGGGUAUGAUGGAAUCUCUCGGUGUCGACGGACUGCUCAGCGACGUCCAACGGAUGGACAAACGACAGUUUUUCUUCCAGGUUUUGAGCUUCGGAAUGAUCGUUUCCUCAGCGCUGAUGAUCUGGAAGGGUUUGAUGGUGGUCACCGGAAGCGAAUCGCCCAUUGUGGUGGUCCUCAGUGGCAGUAUGGAACCGGCUUUCCAUCGCGGGGAUUUGCUGUUCCUGACCAACCAGGAGGAACCGGUGCGUGUGGGUGAAAUCGUGGUGUUCAAAAUCGAAGGCCGGGACAUUCCGAUCGUCCAUCGGGUGAUCAAGCUGCACGAGAAGAACAACGGAACGGUCAAGUUCCUGACCAAGGGCGAUAACAACUCGGUCGACGAUCGGGGUCUUUACGCCCCGGGGCAACUGUGGCUCACCAAGAAGGACAUUGUGGGCCGGGCUAGGGGAUUUUUGCCGUACGUUGGAAUGAUCACAAUUUACAUGAACGAGUACCCGAAUCUGAAGUACGGCAUUCUGGGGCUGCUGGCGGUGUAUGUGCUGCUGCAUAGGGAAUAGAUCUCUUCGUACCUAUAAGUCUGUUUAGGAAGAAAGGCGCAUUUUCUAGUUUAAAUAACCGUCUGAAACAUUAAGGUGAACGACUUACGAGGAACAUGCUGGAAGCUUUUCGUUUCGUAUCAUGCGGGCGUAAAAUAGGACGAAACAGCAGGCUUGUCCGCACUGAGCGCAUGAAAAUUUUGCUCUUUGGAUUUACACCAUCAAGUACAUGAUAAAUUAGAAAUCUUUUCAUCUUAUCAGAUAGAAGGGUGUUGAAAUAUUGUAAAUGUCAUUUCUAACUGUCAAAAAACCGCACCGCAGAGCCACACGGAGCGCGCAAAGAGAUUUUCACCCGGGUAAAAACACUCUAGUGAAUUUCACUUUGAACGGCCCGUGCGGCGCUGCGGUGCGGUUUUUUGACAGUUCGAAAUGACAUUUACAAUAUUUCAACAUCCUUCUAUCUGAUAAGAUGAAAAGAUUUCUAAUUUAUUAUGUGCUUGAUGGUGUAAAUCCAAAGAGCAGAAUUUUCAUGCGCUCAGUGCGGACAAGCCUGCGAAACAGCAAGCUAAAUAUUAAAAAGACUUAAUUCUGUUUUGUUAAAACUAUCUUCUUAACAGAAUUCUUGAAGUUUCACGUCACUUGGCUCCAUUAAUGCAGUUACGCCCGUACGAUGCCAAAUGUUGGGUUUUUAGACAGAACAACUGAAUUACAAUGUGUGAAAAUGUGAAAAACGAAAAUACACAAAAUGUCAAACUUCUCCAAACCGUA